ACCGCAACAAGAAGCCCGUGCACCACAACGAAGAGUAGCCCCCGCUCACCGCAACUAGAAAAAAAUAAAAUAAAAUAAAUAAAGUCAAUGACAAGGAAAUUCAGGCAGACAAGACAGAGAAAGGCCACAGGGUUUUCAGAAACUAUUUCAUCGUGAUCUCACUUCCCUUUUGUAAAUAACCAUUGGCUUUUAAGGUUUCCAGACAAAAGUUACUCUCCCAGGGCUGAGAUUGUUUGGGUCUGAGAUGUUACCUCAGUGAUGGAGAGUGUGGCUGGAACUCAAUACUUUCUGACAGUUAAUGCCCGAAGCCUGUGGGGUGGGAGGAGAGGGGACAUCUUGUGUAUAUGAGAGGAAAUAGAACAUUGAGGUCCCCUCAGUUCCCCCCACAGGAGGGGGAAGGAAGCAUUGCAGAAAGGAAUGCAUUUUUCCUAAGUGGAAGAGUUUGGAAGUUCAGGUCAAAGUCAGAAUAUUAGAGCAGGGAGCUGUGCAUAUAUCACCUAGCACAAUUUUCUCAUUUUAUAAACUUUAUAAAUGAGGAGGCAGACCUAACAAGGUUAUAUGACAUAGCCCAAUUCGUGUUAGAGCAAAGGCUAAGAAUUAGGCUCAUGACUGGAGUGGAAAGGGCACCUAAACAUGAGUAUAAGGAAUAGAACAUUCAUAGUGGUAUUUCCCACCUCCUAGUCCAGUGCCUGACACAUAGUAGGUGCUUCAUAAACAUUGGUCACAGGACUCACCAGUUGGCUGACUUGACUGAAUGAAUGCAUGAGUGAUACGUUUCUACCUGUGUUUCCAAUAAAUACUGUCCAUUUCAAACAGAGGACUAUAUAUUAUUUCACCAGAGACAGUAGAGGGCUCACUCUACUUGCCAAGAGACACUUGAUGAAGUAAUCCUUUUCUUCCUCUGAUUGUUGCUUCCUCUUUGUUGAUGCGGACAGAAUAAAUGUCAGAGUCCUCACAGGAUGUGUGUGGUCUAGCAUAGGAGAGAAGCAGGGUUUCCUUUGCCGUCAUCAUAGACUUGACAGUGUUAAUAGAGGAGUGAUUGGUCGUCAGACAUCUGGUGUGCUGGGCCUGCAGUUGGGAGAGUGGCCACUGCUCCUGUGACUGGGGAGGAGAGACAGUUCCAGGAAGUACCCAGUUCAGCUGGAGAAUUAAAACGGCACCUAAACAGAGCCAUUCUUUGCCUUUUCUUCUUCAGAACCCAUGUUUUCACAUUUUUCCUUUGACUGUGUCCUGCUCUUGCUGCUACUACUUACAAGGUCUUUGGAAGGAGUAUACGUGUCUGAGGUGGGUCAGGAUGCUGAUCUGCCCUGCGCCUACUCUCCACCCACCCCUGAGGAUCUCGUGCCUGUGUGUUGGGGCAAGGGACCCUGCCCUUUGUUUCAAUGUCACAGUUUGGUACUCAGCACUGAUGGAAGGAAUUUGAGCUAUUGGACAUCCAGCAGAUACCUACUAAAGAGGAAUUUCCGCAAAGGAGACGUGAGCUUGACCAUAAAGAAUGUGACUUUAGAGGACAGUGGGACCUAUUGCUGCCGGAUCCAAUUCCCAGGCCUAAUGAAUGAUCAAAAAUCAAACCUGGAGUUGGUCAUCAAACCAGUAAUUUCUGCUGCCCCUUUGAUUCCCUGCAACAAGCUCUCUGCUCUCAGAGAAGCCUCAUCCUUACGUUGGUUUCUGUCUUUAGCCAAGGUCAACCCUGCUGGGACUCCAUGGAGGGACAUCACUACAGCCUUUCCAAGGAUGCUCACCACCGAGGGACCUGGCUCAGAGACACAGACACUGGAGACCCUCCAUGAUAAAAAUCAAACAGAAAUAUCCACACUGGCUAAUGAGUUACAAGACAUGGGCGCCACCACCAGAAUAGGCCUCUACAUCGGAGCAGGGGUUUCUGCUGGGCUGGCUCUCGUUCUUAUCUCUGGUGCUUUAAUUCUCAAAUGGUAUUCUGAUAGCAAAGAGAAGAUACAAAAUUUACGCCUCAUCAGUUUGGCCAACCUCCCUCCCUCGGGGUUAGCAAAUACAGCAGGAGAGAGGACACAUCCAGAGGAAAACAUCUAUACCAUUGAGGAGAACGUAUAUGAAAUGGAGGAUCCAUACAAGUAUUACUGCUCCGUCAGCAGCGGGCAGCAGUCCUGACAACCCCUGGGCUGUUGUCUUUCAACGCCACCAGAUUCACCACUUCCUUUUGGGGUUUGGUGUUAUCUUCUUUGAAAACUAUGAGAUGGCUCACCUGACUGGUUUUAGAGGUUCUGUCCUUGGCCACGGAGCAGAGUUUUUCCAUGUUUUAAAGAUAAGGAGCUCACCCGAGGAUUGAACUGGGACCAGCAUUGUACUUAGACAGGCACAACAUUACCUCUGUGUUCCCGCCACCCAACUCGGAGGCUGCUAAUCAGGGCAUUAGAGCUCAAAUGGGCUUUUAUAGAGAGUAGGAAUUCUUAAUAUGGGGUCUCUGGAAUUCCAGAUAUUCAGUUAUAUGGUGUGUCCAUGAAGCUUCUGAAAAUACAGGGGAAAUUAUGUGCUGAGAUACGUGCGUGUCUUUUUCGGUACGGGAAGUCUAAAGGGGCCGCCGAUUCUCAAAGAGCUCUGUGAACCGUAGCAGGUUCGGAAACUAUUGGAGUAGGAGUAGAUGGUCUUGAAGGUUCCCUUUGAGUCUCAAGGUUGAUGCUUCUUUGAAUGUUGACUCUGUGACAGUAAGUGCCAGUGCACAGCUCUCCUUGGCCUAAGUUAAGAAGACUGCCCAGCAAGGCCUGUGGUGUGGCAGGUGCUCCUGGAGAAAGAGGAAGUAUGCUUAGUGUGUGUUGACAGGUUUUGCUUGGGGUGCACUCAGAGGGAAAGAUCUCUGACCAACUUCUCCAUUCAUGGAGAGAACUGGAGCUGUGUUUCUCACAAAAGAAGAAGCAGUGACUGGGACACAAAUUCUGUUUCCUGGUGGAAAGUAGGUUAAGGGCUCCAGCCAUCUGUAUUUGUCCCUGUCAGAUCCCCUGAUGGAAAGACAAUGGCCCUUAAGCUUUUAGUUCCAAGAUGGUAGAGAGUAGGUCUAUCUUGCCUAUUUGCUUCCUCCCCAGUCUUGGCACAGCUCUGACACAUAAUACGGGUAGAAAUUUACUAAAUAUCUUUGGAGUGAAAAAAUUAAAGAAGCAGAAAGGUAGAUUCCUGGGAAGACUUUUCCAUUGGAGAGCUCAGAUAGAGCUUCACUUGUUGGGGAACUCGAAAAUACUCCUAAGCUCCCUUUUCUGCUCUUGUCCAGCAUCUGCUCUUCUCAGCAUCCUCUCCCUUCUCAGGCCCUUGGAAGUGUGUUAUUGUCUUUUUUCCCCUUUCUGCUGAAUGAAUCAACAAUAGGGACCUGUCGCUGCCUGAAAACUGCCUUCCCCAGGUGAUGACUGAGCUGCUACUGCAUUGCAUGCAGGAGAUGUUGGUCACCAAGGAUGCAGGCAGCCUGUCUGUUGCAGUGUUUGGGCUGCAUCUGGGCAGUAUUGGGAAGCACUGGCUUUCUACAGGGAGAUCGGUUUGCAAAGUUCCAGGCAGUAGCUUUUAAACAAGCUGAAAAAUUAAGUGUUUUAAAUUUAUGAAAUUCUAGAGGGAAGGGACCACAGAAAACAUAUGAACCAGAUUAAUGAUUCCCCCACAAAAGGGAUUCUUAUUCUGCAAAAAUCUUUACACAAGGAUAUAUAUACAAGGGCGAUCAUUGCAAUGGUGUUUGUGAGAGAUGUUUUCCAUCAGUUGGGGAAUAAUUGGUUAUUGUGGUAUGUCAACACACUGGCACAAGUAAAAAAAAUUAGGUGGUUUCAUCAUUGAGCUGUUUUGCUAAUUCAACAAAUAUUAAGUGGUUACUCUGUGCCAGGUUCUCUGGUGCUGGGAUCAUAGAGAGAGACCAAAUAGACACAUCCCUGACCCCACAGAACUUCUGAUUGAUCUGACAGGAAGGAUGAUUUCAUUCAGUCAGUCAUUCUUUCAGUGAGCAUUUUUUGUCGACUACUUUGUGCCAGACACUGUUUUAGUUCCUAGAAAUAUAGCAGUUAAGGAAACAGACAAGAUCCCGACUCUCACAGACCUUGUGUUACUUGUCAAAGGAGAAAUCUAUAUUGCUAAGUCAAAAGAAAAAAGAGUUCUAGAAUAGUAUAUAUAGUUAAUGCUAAUUUUUUUUUGCCUUUAAAUAAUCCAGAAGAAUAUUCCCAAAUUAAUAUGGUUAUUCCACAAGGGCAAAUAGUCAAAAGAUAGUUUCACUUUUUGCUUUUAUGUGCUUCUAUAAUUUGAAUUAUUUUAUCCAUUUUUUGUAAUAAAAAAUAGAUUUAAAUACUGUAGCAAUGUUUUCCUGUCCACCCUCCUCCUCAUAGAAAGAAAUUAAGACUUGGAUAAGUUAAGUUCAAGGUCAAGGCAGGCAGUAGAGUGCGCCAGCACUCUAGACGUGUCUAGAGUGUUCCAGCAGAGAUUGGAACCCUGGUUUUCAGGGUAGGAUCCACUCUACAUCAAUUAUUUGUAAUACAGAAGAUGGCAGAAAGGGUAACAAACUAUCAAGCUACCCCAGAGGGUCUGGGCAAUGGCAAGUGGUCACUUAAUUAAAAACAAUGUAAAAAGAUUGAAUGUAUGGUUUGCUCUUAGAAGUGCUUAGGAUUUUUCUCCCAGAGCUCUGCCAUAGAGACCCACAGUACAAGAAGAGGCUCCCUGAUCUCUUCAGACUGAAAAAUUAAGGUCUUACCAUGUUUUAACUGCCUAUCACUUCUAGUGUUAGAAUUCCCCAGGCAGAAAUUCCAAGUGGUUUAACCUGUCAUUAAUUUAUUUGGGGGCAUCCCUUCAUGCCUAGUCCCAUAUAAAUUUAAUUCUCAUUUAAGUUUGAAUUUAAAAAAACUGAAUACAAAUUAAUUUUCUGUCCAGAUUUCUACUGAGAAAGUCUUUCUAGAGGUAAGUAGAGAUGCCCUUCGUGCUGUAAUUUUUAAGAUUUUUGUCAUCCUUUUCUGGGGCUCAGUUGGGAAGUGGGAAAAAGGAGAGGGUCAGCUGGAACACUUGGUUGGAGGGUUCUCAAGCUUCAGGAGGGCUCAGAUUUUGGCCUAUUUUCAGUGGAAAACCUAUGCAGUGGAGCAAUAUGAGUUUCAGGAUUCUAGAUCCUCUAAUAUCUUUUUUUUCAGUUGUAUUGACUAAUUAUAAAGGUCAUUCCAAGUCACUCUUUUAUUAUUAGUAGUUUUCUUUUGUAAAUUCUUAGUCAAACUCCUUCUGCUUAUGGUGUGACUGUUUUUCCAGAGAAAGCAGUGAUGUUUAAAGAAAAAAAAAGUUAUUUAAGCUAUUCAGGUGUGGUGGUGGCACUGGGACAUCUGUUUAAAUACCCACAUUAUUUUAAUAUAAUUGUUUUGUGGGUGGGUCACCUUUGGAAAAUAUUUUAUUAUAGCUUUAUAGUCUAUACUUAACAACCUGCUUCAUGAUAAGUUGACAUGUCCUUUGUAAUUUCUACAUUUUGAAAUUGUACUUUUUCAUGCAUUUUACACCUAGUUUGUGUAAAAUAGAAAUAUUUCACACUCCAAUGCAGUGUUAUCUUCUUUUGGUCAGUUCUGAAAUAUCCUUAUAUCCAUAUAUCUAUAUCGAAUCUGUUUUAAAUUUUAUUACCCAGUUUUACUUGCCAUUCCUGUUCACUUGCACGCAGAAUUUAGUUUUUAUUCUGGAAACCCUUAAGUGAAAAGUAACAACUGUAAAAAUAUAGGUGAAGGUUGCUAUACUAAUAAUGUAGAUUUUUUAUUCAUUUCUUUAUCCCAAAGUUCACCACAAGAUUUUAGCAAAAAUCUCUUGACCUUAAUCUGAGGGCUGAAGCAAGGAGCCAAUGGUGAGGGGCUUUGAAAGCUGCCAGCUGCCCAGGCCUCAGUGAAGUCCUCAGAGGGGUGCUGCCUUUCCUGUUCUCUCCAGCAAGCCUCCUACUCCAACAAAAAUUCCUGGUAGCUAAGCAGCAGCCAGACAGCUUCUAACCACCAGGGAAGAAAGGAGUUUUCUGAAUAGAUGGAAUUUCAGGUGAGAACUAAGGAAUAUGACAUUUAGUUAUCCUAGCUGCCUUAUUUCAAGCAAAUGUGUUUACAAGGAACUCUGGGUGGGCAAGCUAACUUGGAGUCAAUUGCUUUACAGUACGUUGAGACUCCGAGUAAGAAUCUCUAAGCAGAAAAUACAUCUUGUUAGAGUGCUUGUUUCCCUUUUUUUUUUUUUUUAGGUUUUUAUUUUGAAAUAAUUUGAGAUUUGCCGAAAAAUUGCAAUGAUAGUACAAAGAGUUCCUGUAUUCAGCAGUUUUUUCAGUUAACAGCUUAUAUAACCGUGGUACCAUCUGUCAAAACUAAGAUCUUAACAUUGGCACAUGACUAUUAACUAAACUACAAAUUUUGCUUGGAUUCCUACUACUGGCUUUUAAAAUUAUAAAUUAAGUGCUUUUUGAAAAAUAGAGUAGAGGCUAAAUUAAAGGUGAAAGUCCCUAUUCCGUGUCCUCUCUAUCAAAAUUUCUCCCCAGUCCUACUCCCCAGGAACAAUCCUUCUAGGCCAGCACUGUCCAGUAGAAAUACAGUGUUGUUGUUGUUUUUCAUUUUAAGUCUUCACAAUCCAGUGAGUGUUUUCCAUUUAGAGCACAUCUCCAUUCUGACUAGUCACAUUUUAAGUGCUCAACAACCACAUGUCGCUAUUGGCUCUAGAAUUAGCAAAGUUCUUGGCCAUUCUCUAUUUUUUCUCUCAUAUACAGACACACACACACACACACACACACAUACACACACACACACGCACACACACACGGUAACCUAAUUUCUUCCACUGCUUAUAGAAGGCCAUCGCUCCAUGUCAGAAUGGGACAACAGCCUUUACUUAGAUAGCUAUGUAGUACUAAGUAGAACAAAUGUGCAUAACCUAUUAAAUCACUUUCGCAAGCAUAGAUGUUUAGUUGGGUUUUUCCCCCCCUCAUUUCAAAUAAGGCUGCAAGGAACAUCCUUUAUUCAAAAACCUAUGUGCAUUUGUUUACUUCCAAUGUAUAUGAUUCUGGAUAUGGAAAUGCUGUGUCAAAGGAUGUGAUUGUAUUUGAAGUAUCAUGACAAUAGAACAGUAGUAUAUAUAUACAUAUAUAUAUAUUUUUUAACAUCUUUAUUGGAGUAUAAUUGCUUUACAAUGGUGUGUUAGUUUCUGCUUUAUAACAAAGUGAAUCAGUUAUACAUAUGCAUAUGUUCCCAUAUCUCUUCCCUCUUGUGUCGCCCUCAGAACAGUAGUAUAUUUUUGAACAAAUAUACCAGUCAGUGUAUUACUAAAUGCAUAUUAUCUUUCUCAAGGCAGUCAUUUUAGAAAGCAAUUUAUUUCAACAGUGUUCCUUUCACUCAAAGUAAUUUGGUUUUGGUUUUUGAAAUUUGACUUAAGAAUCAGUUUAAGCUAAAAUAACUAGGCCAAGUGACUCUCGUAGGCCUUAUUCCUUUGUAGUCACAUUUAAUAUUUAUUCACUCAUUUAUUUCCUCCCUCCCUACUCCCCUCCCUACAUUCCAUCCAUCCAGUUCCACUUUUGCUUUCCUAAUAGUUUGUUCUCCUCACACAGCAGCCUAAGUAUUUUCUUUUUCUUUUUUAAAACUCAUCAACCAGGUUCAAUUACUCUGUUAUUUAAAACCUUUCAACAGCUCCACCAGGGCCUGAAUUUCUUCUGACCUCACCAACCCCUCCUUUUUUUUUGUUUCAUCUACACUGGUUUCCUUUCUGCUUCUAGAACAGACCAAGUUCUUUCCGGUUCCAGCACCUUUUUUAGUGAACUUGUGUCCCUCUGUUUAGAAUGCUUCUUUCAGACUGUUUGCAGAGCUGUCUUUCUCAUCUUUGAGAAAUAUCAUCUUAAAUAUCAUCUAAGAGCUUUCCCUGAACACCCUAUCAAAAGUGCCAACCUGCCCAUCUCUAUUCUAGUUUAUUCCCUACGUAGUUUGUUUGAAUCUGAAAUUCUAAUUGUUUACAUUUUUGUGAUUUGUCUCCCCCAACCCUCAACUGGAAAGUAACUGUCACUUAUCUUAUAUCUUAAGGACCUAGUGCAAUGCUUGACCUGUAGUGGGUGCCAAAUAAAUAUUUGUAGAUGGAUUGAAUGAAUGAAUGUAUGCCUGCUGUACUGCAGACUCAAGCCACAAUACAGGCACCACAGAUACUACAAAGAUUUGUUUUUCCUUCAAGGAAGUCAGAGUCCAUCAGGACAGCAUGGUGGCCAAGCAAAUGAUUAUAAUAAAAGGCAAUAAGCUUUGGCAGACCUGCAUACUAGAUUCUGAGUGAUGCAGAAAAGCAGUUUUUGGUGAUUUCUUUUUCUUUUUCCUGAAAAUACUAACUCUUGUCUUCACCACUUCUUUAAUUUAGCUCUAUAAAAUUCCAGCUGACUCUCAUUGAAUAAGGAUAGCCUGGCACAUAGCAGACACUCAAUAAAUAUUAAUUGGGUGAAUGAAUUAAGUGAUACAGGUGACAUGGAUCCCAACAGCGGACCUCCAAAAAACAUAUAGUGACCCAAUGUAUUUUCUACUUUGUAGAAAAACAUGCGAUUUGCAGUGUAAGCCCUUGUAUAUUUAUUAAAGCAUUAUUUUAUAAUCGUUCAUCUUUCUGGAGGCUUGGUGAUGUCUGAAUGUUGCUUUAGGCAACUUAAAUUGCUUUCUUUUCUGUCUAUCUGGGAUAAAGAAAAGGAUGGUUGUAAUUAGGCUGUGAAAAACAUGUUACACAAAUGUAAAAGACUUCCACUUUUGUAAGAACCUGCAGUUUUGGGACGUGUUUUUUGUUUUCUUUAGUCAAAACCCUUUACGUGUAUUAUACAAGCAGUACAUUGGUACAUUCUUGUUGUAAAAUGCUCAAAUGAUACAUAAAUAUAUAGCCUUCAACUGAAA
Molecule: messenger RNA, 8828 nt
Organism: Aethalodelphis obliquidens (Pacific white-sided dolphin)
Lineage: Eukaryota; Metazoa; Chordata; Mammalia; Artiodactyla; Delphinidae
Gene: HAVCR2
Product: hepatitis A virus cellular receptor 2
Exons: 7
Coding region: 1201-2127 (308 amino acids)
Biological process (GO): regulation of transcription by RNA polymerase II
Cellular component (GO): mediator complex
Source: RefSeq, a predicted model, not a curated record